Schistocerca americana (American grasshopper) is the source of this 1901-nucleotide messenger RNA. RefSeq names its product cytoplasmic dynein 2 intermediate chain 2-like. Bases 403 to 1821 code for a protein of 472 amino acids. NCBI's taxonomy places the organism in Eukaryota, Metazoa, Arthropoda, Insecta, Orthoptera, Acrididae. The record is from RefSeq and is a predicted model, not a curated record. Gene Ontology annotation, molecular function: dynein light chain binding; dynein heavy chain binding. Gene Ontology annotation, biological process: intraciliary transport. Gene Ontology annotation, cellular component: ciliary plasm; cytoplasmic dynein complex. The transcript has 10 exons.
CUUAAUAUGGGCAUCGUAAUUUACGUUUCCUGUCGGUUUCCUAAGUCAUUACAAAUGCCCAGUUACUUUCUUCACUAAAGCACACCCUGCCCAGUCCUCGAUAAAAACGUGUGUUUAUUCAUGUGUCUAAAGUGAUUCUUAGAGUAACAGGUUAUUAAUACUAAUAUGGAAACGUGUAGCUUAUACAUCUAAAAUAAUAACAUUAGCGCUGAUGUAGGUACGGUACCGUGACUUAUAUUUAUGUGGUCAAUAUUCCGUUGCUUUGGUAGCACUGAAUCCAAGUUGCGACAAGUUGUGUUGCUAAGGUAACCGAAAGUAAAUAAACAAGGCUAGAGUGAGAAGUACGGAAGGUGUGAAGAGAAGGAGUGUUGACAACGCGGAAUCUAAAACUAAUAACUUGUUAUGUUCAGCGAACAUUCUUCGGAAUCUGUAGGUUUCUCGUCUGCUUGGAAAUCAGAAAGAGCUGUCUGUGAUGGAGAGACCCAAACAAAUGAUUGUCAGAGUGUUGACAAAGAGGCCCAAGCGGUGACUUCGAGACAUGCGGAGAUUCAGACAGAGGAGAAAGAGCAGACUUCCUGUGCUCCUCAAGUGGACUAUUCUAGACUUGCUUCAUUUUUAAACAGGGUUUGCCCUGCAGUUGUAACAGAACUCGAAAAGAAUAACAGAAGCCGUGCAUUUGAUGAUUUACGCUAUGCAAACAAUUAUGAAGAUGACAUAACUCAAGCACAAAAGUUGUACACUCUACAGCCAUCCAGUGCAGCAUGUGAUGUAGAGGUAAAAGUCACAGGAGUGUCAUGGAACUGCAAUGGCAGUAUCUUAGCUGUGGCAUCCAGUGCUGUGAAGCAUGAGGCAUGGUGUGACCACAGGGGAUCAGUCUCCCUGUACAGUGUCAGUAGAAAGAAUUUCGACCCUACAGCUGCUCCACAGAAAACAUUGGAAACAACUUCUUGCACAACGGCCCUCGCAUAUCAUCCAUAUGUGCCAUCUGUACUAGCUGCUGGAACAUUCAGUGGUCAUGUUAUUGUAUGGAAGGAAGGUGGUGAAAUUGAGAUGAGCUCAUGUUUACAUAAGGAUAUGGUCAGUCAAGUGCUAUGGCUUUCAGAGCAUAUGAAGUCUCAGCCAUUACUCAUAUCAUCAGGCAGAGAUGGUCGCCUACUAUCUUGGCAUGUCUCUACCACUGGAAGUAACUUACAGCUGGCUGUUGGGUUUAUGAUUACAAUGGAUCAUGGAAUUCAACGAGUUCAUUCACCUCUAGGAUCACAUGGUGUAGGCAAGGAGUUGGGCAUCAUGUGCUUCAGCUUCUUUAAGCAGGAUUCGUCGUCAUUUGUGGUUGGAGUGGAGGGGGGAGGAGUUCUUCGCUGUUCCACGCUUACUUCAAAACCCUCAACAGUAUCUGAUCCUGAUAUUCCACUGACAGAUCCAGUACUUAGUUCAUUUCAGCAUCACAUUGGUGCUGUAACAUGUGUUAUGUGUUCACCUCAUGAUCGUGAUCUGUUUGUAUCAUGUGGGACUGAUGAAAUGCUCCACAUUUACAGCUAUUUGCAGAAUGCUCCAAUGCAGUGUGUACAUACUAGAGGCAUUGGAGUGUCGUUGACUUGGUGGCCUACUGAAGACAAUUUGAUUGCAGUUUGGGGAACCUCACUUGAAAUCAUCAACGUGCUCAACUGCGAUAAAAUAGCUGCUCCAAAGCUAAAUGGGUUGUAUCCCAUCUCUUGUGUCAGCUCUCAUCCCCAAAGUACUUACAUGGUUGCCAUUGGAAAUGUUAGAGGAUCCGCAACAGUAUGGAGAGUUCCUUUGAAAAUGGAACUUGGGAAUCAGUAGAGGAACGAGAAAUGGGAAAUCUAAUUUAAUAUUAUAAGAACAGUGUAUUUUAAAUAAACAGUAUUAUUUGCUGAAUAUUA